AUGGCGAUGGUAGGAGGAUAUUCAGGUGCACAGAAGGUCAUUUCAGCUACAGAAUUAGAAGAUGGCCAUAUAUGGAAAAAAUAUGGGCAAAAGAAGAUUCUUGGGGCAAAAUAUCCCAGGAGCUACUUCAAGUGUGCUCAGAAAAAAUAUCAAGGCUGCCAAGCAAUAAAACAUGUGCAAAGAAUGCAAGAUGACCCACCAAUGUUUCUUGUCACCUACAUUGGGCAGCAUACAUGUUCAAAUGUAUUGCAAACUUCGCAAUGGAUCCCUGAUGAUUCACCAUCUUCAGACAAAUGCAUGCUUAGCUUCGAAUUGGAUCAAUCCAGCAUUCACCAAGUGAACUACUGGUCCUCACCUGAAGUGUUGUCAAAGCAUCCAGCGUUUUGGGAACCUUCACAAGCUACAAGUUCUAAGAAAUCAACCAUGGAGACGAGCUACGAUGCCCCUUCGGUCCCAGCAGCAGCUGAUUUGCCUGAAUGCAGUCCAUUUCCAAUGGAUAGAUCAGGCUGCAGCAAUGUAGUUCCUGGUAUGUUUUCACAACCAAGCCCCCAAGCUACAGAUGUGGACUCAUUCAUGAGUUUGCUUGAAUCAUUUGCUGGCCUUUGUUCUGACAAGGAUGUUGGUUACAAGUGA
Messenger RNA from Elaeis guineensis (African oil palm), 633 nucleotides. Lineage: Eukaryota; Viridiplantae; Streptophyta; Magnoliopsida; Arecales; Arecaceae. The record is from RefSeq and is a predicted model, not a curated record.